Mirounga angustirostris (Northern elephant seal) is the source of this 5219-nucleotide messenger RNA. RefSeq names its product poly(A)-specific ribonuclease (gene PARN). The transcript has 26 exons. The coding region runs from base 136 to 2445 and encodes 769 amino acids. Gene Ontology annotation, cellular component: nucleus; cytoplasm. Lineage: Eukaryota; Metazoa; Chordata; Mammalia; Carnivora; Phocidae. Gene Ontology annotation, molecular function: metal ion binding; poly(A)-specific ribonuclease activity; RNA binding. Gene Ontology annotation, biological process: nuclear-transcribed mRNA poly(A) tail shortening. The record is from RefSeq and is a predicted model, not a curated record.
CGCGCUGUUUCCGGAAGUCGCCGCCGCGGUCUCUGCCGCUGCUACCUCCGCUGCUACUGCCGUCUCCGUGGAACUUUGCGAGUAGAACGGCUGAGGCGGGCCGGGGUGGGGCCGGGGUUCCGGCCGCUCUGCAGAAUGGAGAUAAUCAGGAGCAAUUUUAAGAGUAAUCUUCACAAAGUGUACCAGGCCAUAGAGGAGGCCGACUUCUUCGCCAUCGAUGGGGAGUUUUCAGGAAUCAGUGAUGGACCUUCAGUCACUGCAUUGACAAAUGGUUUUGACACUCCAGAAGAAAGGUAUCAGAAGCUUAAAAAGCAUUCCAUGGACUUUUUGCUGUUUCAGUUUGGCCUUUGCACUUUUAAGUAUGACCACACAGAUUCAAAGUAUAUAACAAAGUCAUUUAACUUCUAUGUGUUCCCGAAACCCUUCAAUAGAUCCUCACCAGAUGUCAAGUUUGUUUGUCAGAGCUCAAGCAUUGACUUUCUAGCAAGCCAAGGAUUUGAUUUUAAUAAAGUUUUCCGCAAUGGAAUCCCAUAUUUAAAUCAGGAAGAAGAAAGACAAUUAAGAGAGCAUUAUGAUGAAAAACGUCUGCAGUCCAAUGGCGCAGGAACUCUGUCUUAUGUAUCACCAAACACUUCCAAAUGUCCUGUGACAAUUCCUGAGGACCAGAAGAAGUUUAUUGACCAAGUGGUAGAGAAAAUAGAAGAUUUAUUACAAAGUGAAGAAAACAAGAACUUGGAUUUAGAGCCAUGUACUGGGUUCCAAAGAAAACUAAUUUAUCAGACUUUGAGCUGGAAGUAUCCCAAAGGCAUUCACGUUGACACUUUAGAAACUGAAAAGAAAGAGCGCUACAUCGUCAUCAGCAAAGUAGAUGAAGAAGAGCGUAAGAGGAGGGAGCAGCAGAAACUUGCUAAGGAACAGGAAGAACUGAAUGAUGCUGUGGGAUUUUCUAGAGUCAUUCAUGCCAUUGCCAAUUCGGGAAAACUCGUUAUUGGACACAACAUGCUCUUGGAUGUCAUGCACACUGUUCAUCAGUUCUGCUGCCCUCUGCCUGUGGACCUAAAUGAGUUUAAGGAGAUGACGACAUGUGUUUUCCCCAGACUCUUGGAUACAAAAUUGAUGGCCAGCACACAACCUUUUAAGGAUAUCAUUAACAACACAUCCCUUGCAGAAUUGGAAAAGCGGUUAAAAGAGACACCUUUCAACCCUCCUAAAGUUGAAAGUGCAGAAGGCUUUCCAAGUUAUGACACGGCUACUGAACAGCUCCACGAGGCGGGCUAUGAUGCUUAUAUCACAGGGCUGUGCUUCAUCUCCAUGGCGAACUACCUAGGUUCUUUUCUUAGCCCUCCAAAAAUUCAUGUGUCUGCCAGAUCAAAACUCGUUGAACCUUUUUUUAACAAGUUAUUUCUUAUGAGAGUCAUGGAUAUUCCCUAUCUAAACUUGGAAGGACCAGACUUGCAACCAAAACGCGAUCAUGUUCUCCAUGUGACUUUCCCCAAAGAGUGGAAAACCAGCGACCUUUACCAGCUUUUUAGUGCCUUUGGUAACAUUCAGAUAUCCUGGAUUGAUGACACAUCAGCAUUUGUUUCUCUCAGCCAGCCCGAACAAGUGCAGAUUGCUGUCAAUACCAGCAAAUAUGCAGAAAGCUAUCGGAUCCAGACCUAUGCCGAAUAUGUGGGGAAAAAACACAAGGAGAAGCAGAUCAAGAGAAAAUGGACAGAAGAUACUUGGCAGGAGGUUGAGAGAAAACGGUUAAACACUCAGUGCAUAUCCUAUGCUCUGCAGAAUCACUACUACCACACCAAUAGUCUUACAGUGACCAGUGCGGCAGGAAAGAGAAACCUGAGUCCCAGCCCAGCAGAAGCUGACUUGCAGGCCAGAAUAUCGGGGGAUAUUUCUGACCCUGAGCUCGAACAGACGGAGUCCUGUGCAGAACCCCUCUCCGAGGGAAGGAAAAAGGCCAAGAAAUUAAAAAGAAUGAAGAAGGACCUUUCACCAGCAGGCAGAAGAAGCCCUGAGAGCCCACGGAUCUCGGACAUGUGGAUGGAGGAUCUGUCUGUCUUGUCCCCAGCGUCUCAGAGUGGUGCCUGCACAAGCGAAGAGGCCCUGCUGAGGACGGAACUGAAGAGACCUUUUGCAACUCCCAUGGUUCUGCUCCUUUGGUGCGAAGCGCAUGGCAGCCGUCUACUCCCUCAGGGAGGCAGUCCGCCCUGCACCCCACCGGACGCUGCUGCCUGGUCCCGAGCACUUGCUGCGGCUGCUCAUCGAGGCAACCAGCACUGCUUGCCCUGCCCACCAGCACACCCACAGACGUCUUGGCCCAGAACAGAAGCGGAGUGCACACAGUCCACACAGAGGACACCCCUGGAGGGCCUGGUUCUGGUGAGCAGGGGGGACUGCAUUCCUGGGCCUCACAGGACACCCUCUAUACAAGGCCACUACUUUUAAGACCAGGAGAUGUAGGUGGCCUACCUAAUACACAGAAAGAAACCCAGAGUCAGGCAAAAUGAGGAGACAGAGGAAUAUGUUCCAAAUGAAAGAACAACACAAAAUCUCAGAAAAAGGACUACAUGAAACAGGGAUAAGCAAUCUUCCUGAUAAAGAAUUCAAAGUCACGGUCAUAAAGAUGCUCACUGGAUCUGAGAGAAGAGUGGGUGAACUCAGAACUUAAACAAAUAAACAGAAAAUAUAAAAAAGAACCAAAGCUGAAGAAUAAAAUAAAAUGAACUGAAAAAUAUACAAGAGAGAAUCAACAGCAGAUUAAAGGAUGCAGGAGAACAGAUGAGUGAUCUGAAAGUCAGGGUAGUGGAAAUCAUCCAAACAGAACCGCCAAAAGAAAAAAAUGAGGUUAGGUUAGGAGACCUCUGGGACAACAAGUGUACUGACAUUUGCAUCAUAAGUGUCCCUGAAGGAGAAGAGAGAGAGAAAGACCCAGAAAACUUAUGUGAAGAAAUAAUAGCUGAAAACUUCCCUAACCUGCCUAACCUGCAGAGGGAAACAGACAGCCAGGUCCAGGAAGCACAGAUAGCUUCAAACAAGAUGAACCCAAGGAUGCCCAUAUAAUAACCAAAAUGUCAAAAAAUAGAGACUCUAAAAAGCAGCAAGAGAAAGGCAACGAGUUAUGUACCAGGAAAGCUGAAGCUUAGUUUUCAGCAGGAACUUUGCCAGAAGGGAGAGGCACACUAUAUUCAAAGUGGUGAAAGGAAAAAACCUACAACCAAGAAUACUCUACUCAGCAAGGCUAUUAUUCGGAAUUGAGGGAAAUAUAAAGAGUUGCUCAGGCCAAUAGAAGUCAAAGGAGUGCAUCACCACUAAAGUGGCCUUACAAGAAAUGUUAAAGGAAUUUCUUUAAGCAGAAAAGGCUAUAACUAGAAGAAAAUUAUGAAAGGAAAAAGUUUCACUGGUAAAAGCAAAUGUAUAGUUAAGGUAAAUCAAUCACUUACAAAACUAGUAUGAAGACUGAAAGACAAAAGUAGUAAAAUUAGUUGUAUUUACAAUAAUUAGUUAAGGAAUUCACAAAAUAAAAAAGAUGUAAAAUAUGACAUCAUAUACAUAAAAAGGGGAGUAAAAAUGUAGUACUUCUAGAAUGUGUUUGACUUAAGCAACUAUCAACUUAAAAUAGCGUACUAUAGACAUAGGAUAUUAUGUAUGAACCUCAUGGUAACCACAAAGCAAAAGCCUAUAAUAUACAAAAAAUAAAGAGAAAGGAAUCCAAGUAUAACAUCAAGGAAAGUCAUCUAAUCACAAAGAAAGAAAGCAAAAGAAGAACUAUGAAAAGAAAUACAAAAACAACCAGAAACAAUUUUAAAAAAUGGCAGUAAUUACCUAUCACUUUAAAUAUAAACAGACUAACUGCUCCAAUCAAAAGACAUAGGGUUCCCAAAUGGAUGAAAAAAGUUAAGACUUAUCUAAUAUGCUGCCUAUAAUAGAUUCACGUCAGACCUAAAGACACGUACAGACUUAAAGUGAAGGGAUGGAAAAAUAUAUUCCAUAUAAAUGGAAGCAAAAAAAAAAAAAAAAAAACCAAAAUGCUGAUGUAGGAAUAUUUAUGACAGACACAGGGUUACUCAGUGAUGGACAUCAGGAGGGCACUUGAUGGAAUGAGCACUGGGUGUUACAUGCAACUGAUGAAUCACUAAAUUCUACUGAAACUAAUAAUAUGCUAUAUGUUAACUAAACUGAAUGUUAACUAAACUGAGUUUAACUGAAAUACGCUACAUGUUAACUAAAAUGAAUGUUAACUAAACUGAAUUUAAAAAUAAAACAAAACAAAACAAAAAAACCAGACUUUAAACCAAAGGCUGUAGCAAGAGGCAGAGAGGGGCACUGCAUAAUGAUAAAGGGAUCAAUCCAGAAAGAGGCUAUAACAACUACAGAUAUCUAUGCAUCUAACACAGGAGCCUCUAUCUACCUGUCUAUCCAUAUAAAGCAAUAAUUAACAGACUAACGAGAGACAUUGACAGUAAUGCAGUAAUAGUAGGGGGCUUUAACACCCCACUUACAUCAACUAACAGAUCAUCCGGGCAGAAAAUCAAUAAAGAAACAGUGGCUCUGAAUGACGCAUCAGACCAGACAGACUUAACAGAUAUAUAUGGAACAGUCCAUCCCCAAACAGAAUACACAUUUUUCCAGAGAAGACAUCCAGAUGGCCAACAGACCUAGAAAAGAUGCUCAACAUCACUCAUCAUCAGGGAACUACAAAUCAAAACCACUAGAGACCACUUUGCACCAGUCAGCAUGGCCUGUAUCAAAUCAAAAAGACAAGAGAUAACAAGUGUUGGUGAGGAUGUGGAGAAAGGGAGCCCUGGGGCACUGUUGGUAGGAAUGCAAACUGGUGCAGUCACUGUGGACAACAGUAUGGAGGGUCCUCAGAAAAUUAAAAAUAGAGCUACCAUGUGUAUUUGAAGAAAGCAAAAACAUUAAUUCAAAAAGAUAAAUGCACCCUUAUGUUUAUUGCAGCAUUACUUACACGAGCCAAGAUAUGGUAGCAGCCCAAGUGUCCGCUGAUGAUGUAGGGAUAAAGAUGUGCUACACCACUCACACACAGGAAAAUUACUCAGCCAUAAAAAAGAAUAUUUUUCCCAUUUGUGACAGUAGGGAUGAACUAAGAGGGAAUUAUGCUAAGUGAAGUAAGUCAGAGAAAGACAAAUACCAAAUGAUUUCACUUAUAUGUGGAAUCUAAAAAACAACAAAUGAACAAACAGAACAGAAACCGACUCAAA